Molecule: messenger RNA, 3171 nt
Organism: Culex pipiens pallens (northern house mosquito)
Lineage: Eukaryota; Metazoa; Arthropoda; Insecta; Diptera; Culicidae
Gene: m-cup
Product: protein fem-1 homolog C
Exons: 5
Coding region: 344-2311 (655 amino acids)
Biological process (GO): ubiquitin-dependent protein catabolic process
Cellular component (GO): ubiquitin ligase complex
Molecular function (GO): protein binding
Source: RefSeq, a predicted model, not a curated record
AAGAACCAGCAAAACAAAACCUCCUCUGUGUGUGGCAAGCUGUCAGAGCUGCUGGAGGUAGCUGUUUUUUUUUCGAAGAAGUGCUGGAAAAACUGUUCUUUUUCUGUCUCUGUGUUCCCUGUGAGCAGUGAUUAUUCGUGCGUGCGUAGUCGUCUAGUUCCGUGUUGUUGGAUUGCUGGAUUUCCAACAGGUCUUGGAAAUCUGGAACAUCCGGAAACGAUCCAUAGUAGUGCGCACUAGGAAAAAAAAGGUCACCUCCCCCCUUCCGGGAGAGCGAAGGGUACGUGGGAGGUCCCCAGGUUGGAGUUCGCGGGGAACUCACUAACUCGGCAGUACAUCCGGGAUGGGCAAAUAUACUCGCAGUUCCGGCGAUAACAAUCCGCGCGGACUGGAAACGGUCAGCAACGAUCUGCUGCAAGAGUGCAAAGUCUGCACCGAGCAUAGCCGACUGUCGAAGGGUCUCCGGGAGCGACUGGAAGGCCUGCCUCGCCAGAUUCGCAAGGAGAUCGUCAAGCGGACACGGGAUGGCUGUUCCGCGCUGUUUAUCGCCUGUCGUCGUGGGAAUGUCGAGAUUACCGAGUACCUGAUCACGGUAUGCGAUGCCAACAGCGAGCAGAAGGGUCUUUACGAGGUGUCCGAAGAUCGCUCCGUUCACUGCGUUACUCCGCUGUGGUGCGCCUGCGUCUCGGGGAAGCUUAGCGUUGUCAAAAGUCUCGUACGGUUGGGCUCAAACAUAAACGCGCUAAGUGAUACCGGAUCGACGCCACUGCGAAGCGCCUGCUUCAUGACACACAUCGAUAUAGUUCAAUAUUUGGUGGAGAAUGGUGCCGACAUCCGGAAGCCGAACUACAAUGGCGGAACUUGCCUUAUCAACUCGGUUCAAUCGGUACAGCUGUGCAGCUAUCUCAUUAGCAAGGGCGCUGACGUGAACGCCAGGGACAUCCAGGACAAAACGGCACUACAUUACGCGAUUCAGGAGCAUCGCCUGGAGACGGCUCAACUCCUGCUGGAACAUGGAGCUGACCCGUUUGCCAAAAGCCGAUACGGAGAUGACGCCUUGCAGACUGCUUGCCUCAAGGGAGCCCACCAGAUCUUUGAUUACUUGAAGAACAGGAUCAACUAUUCGUCGGAACGGCUUGCGGAUGCUCAUGAACUGAUUGGGUCAACCUUCAUCGAUGACCACAACGAGACACGGGUUGCGAUUCUACAUUGGCGGUUGGCUCACCACAUCCGGCUACGAGACACAACCUACAUCCAAAAACGUCCGGAAGUGGCUCCACGACCUGCGUACGGCAACUGCGUUGAGUUUUCAACCAUUGCCGAGCUGGACAACAUUGCCGCAGAUGUCGACGCCAUGCGGAUCCAGAGCCUACUAAUCUACGAGCGCAUCCUCGGAAUCGACCACAAAGACACUCUCUUCCGGUUAAUGUUCCGGGGUGCUUCGUACGCCGACUCGUUGCGCUUCCAACGCUGUAUCGAUCUAUGGCUGCUUGCCCUGCAAGUUCGUGUCCAGAAGUACUCCAUUCUGUACUCGGACACCUGCCUGACAGCACAAGCCAUCGUUCGACUCAUGCUGGACCUGCUCGACAAGUACGUGGACGUAAUGUCCAACGAGUUUGUCGAGCAGGGCAUGCCCCGCUUCGAGGACGUCUACACCGUAUUCCAGGUGUUGACCGCCAACAUCAACGAGGCUCGCCAGCUGCUCAACAUCCGGCCGGUCCACCGGAAGCAGCAGGAAAACUUUGACCGCAUCCUCAAAUGCCUAACGCACCUGAUGUAUCUGCUGCUGUCCACCGCCAAGACGGACGAGGAGCGCGAGCUCGUCAACGCUGCCGUGCGCACCCUCGUGCGGAACAACAUCCGCAGCGCCAUCACCAACGACACGCUGCUCCAUCUGUCGGUGUCGCGGCUGAACGUCAUCAAGAGCGGCUACUUCACCGACGACAGCAGAUCGAACUCGUUGAUCUUCCCCAACCUGAACGUGGUCAAGCUGCUGCUGGAGGCCGGUGCCCACGUGAACGCCAAAAACGAGAGCAAAUCGACGCCGCUGCUGGUCGCGUCGAUGCCGUACAACUACGAGCGAGAGCUCGUCUACACGCUGCUCGAGUACGGCGCCCACCUGGACCAGCCGAACCGCAGCGACGACCGGCCCGUCUCGCUGCUCGGCAUCAACCCCGUCAACGACAUCCCGCUCGUCAACUACAUCACGCUCAAGUGUCUCUGCUCGACGGUGAUCACCAAGUUUGGCAUCCCGUACCGGAACCAGAUCCCGCGCACCCUCGAGGACUUUGUCCGGUGGCACGAACCGUAAAGGGCUGACGUGGUCGGCGGCGGCGGCCAGCAGUUACGGUGUAAAUUGUAGAUUUUUAUUAUUUGUAUUUGUUCUGAUUUGUGUGUGUUCUUCUGGGUUAAACGUUCCGGCACAACUCCGUCCUGCGCGAUGCGAUUCCGGGAGAUCUCAACCGCUUGAGAUUUGUUUUAGUUUUCAAGGUUUUAUGUAGAUAUUGGUUCCGUAUUUGUUCACCGAAAGAAGCAGAAUCUACUGUAGUCUACACGCUAACUCCAAUGCAAUCGAUUAUUAAGCUAAACUAGUUUAUAAACAAACCGAAACUCACUUUUAAGACACAGCAGUAUGGUAUGUGUUAAGUGAAUUGCGUUGUGACUGCAAGGUUCUUUGUCAAUUGAAAAUAUCCGUGUAAUCGAUUAAACUUUAUACUAACAGUAUUUUAGUUUAACUAUUCCACUAUCUGCUGUUUGGUAGAGACACACACAAGAAGUGUAGCAAUUACUCGUGUGCCACGUCUGUGCUACAAUAACACCAUUACCAAUUAAUCUACCACAAAAUAGCAAACAAAAAUGUGAGUGUUUUCAUGACUGUGAGUAGGAAAUAUACAGGGCGUUCGAUCGAGACAAAAUUUCAAUUUUUGGUUCGAUCGAAUCCCCUGGGAAACUGUUACAAUUGCAAGCACCCACCCCACAUAUAUCAAAUCUAAUAACCAAAAUGAUAGAGCAAGUUGAUACACGGUGUUGUAGCGAAACUGUUCUCGUGCGCUAGGUCGUGCGAAUAAAAUAUUGCAAUUAUUUUAGAGAGCAAUGUGCAAAACACUAAGAUGUGCUUUGAAGGCCUUUCCAUCGGUUUUGUAAUUGUGUAGUUGGAAAAACUUUAAAUAA